AUGGUUCGUGUUCUGGCCAUUCUCGGAGCCAUCGCCUUCGGCCUCGGCUGUGCGGAUGCCACUGUCUUCCCAUACACAUCAGUUUGCGAACAAAUCAACGGAAAUCUCACCAGUGCGAGUGAUGUGAUCUUCCCAAUCCAGGCGGUCACGUACCAGAAAGAGACCCAACAUUGGUUCCUAUCCUCAGAUCAAAACCCUUCCUGUGUGGUUCGCGUUGGGUCCAGUCAAGAUAUCUCCAGAGUUCUUCAGAUCAUCCGAGACACAAAGACCCCUUUUGCCGUCCAGUCUGGGGGCCAUGCCUCCAAUCCAGGCUUCUCUAGCACCACAGGCGUCCACAUUUCCCUAUCACUACUGGACCAGGUAGUCCUUUCUCCCGACAAGAAGACGGCGGAAAUUGGGUUCGGCCAGACCUGGGCCGAUGUCUAUGACAAGCUUGAACCACACGGACUCAACGUCGUAGGAGGGAGGGUGAUUGGACCUGGUAUCGGUGGCUUCACUCUAGGAGGCGGCUAUUCAUGGAAGACGAAUCAGUUCGGGCUUACCUGUGAUACGGUCGAGCUCUUCAACAUUGUCCUUCCGAACGGCACAGUCACCACGGCGAGCCCAAGUUACAAUCAAGACCUAUUCUUUGCCCUCAAGGGCGGCAAGAAUCGCUUUGGUAUUGUGACCUCCGCAAUUUUCCGAACUCACCCCCAAGGUCGAGUCUGGGGUGGACUCCGCAUCUACCCCUCUACCUCUGUCCCAGCCCUUCUCAACGCCACGCGUCUCUUUCAAACGGAGAACACGGAUCCCAAGGCGGGACUCAUCACCACUCUCGAGGGUGGCGCCCUUGGCACUACGGCGCUUGUUCUCAUGUUUUACGAUGGCCCUGAGAAGCCCCCCAUUUUCGACCUCUUCGAUGGCAUCCCUUUUCUGGUUAGCGGGACGCUCCCCAAUCGCAAGUGGACCAACUUCAUCGCCAGCUUUCCCGCCGAGCUGAAGCUGAACCUCCGGGGAACCUUCGCCAGCGUGUCGACUUCGACACUGACCACGAGGUUCCUGGACGCCAUCAAGAAUGAGACGGACUCGAUUGGGUUGACCAAGGGCUUGAAGACCGGCACGACAGUGUCAUACGACAUAGAACCUUUCACCCAGUACGGUGUACAUGCCACCGACAGCGCUUUCCCCCACGCUGACUCCCCUCUGCCUCUGAAUCUUUACUUCUCCUGGGCCAGCGCUGCCCACGAUGAGUAUUGGUAUAACCGGAUGAAGCAGUCGAUUGCUACGCUUAAGCAGGUGGCUAUUGAGGAGGGUAUCUACUCAGAAUCCUUCACUUCGUAUCCAAACUAUGCGAUCUCGGGGACAACGGCAGAGGAGCUCUACGGCGAGGCUAAUGCGGAGAGACUGAGAGAGAUUAGAGACAUCUAUGACCCCGAAAAGGUCAUGGAUCUUGCGGGGGGAUUUGAGAUUUGA
This is a messenger RNA of Podospora anserina S mat+, 1452 nucleotides long. RefSeq lists its product as uncharacterized. The record is from RefSeq and is a predicted model, not a curated record. The coding region runs from base 1 to 1452 and encodes 483 amino acids. NCBI's taxonomy places the organism in Eukaryota, Fungi, Ascomycota, Sordariomycetes, Sordariales, Podosporaceae. Gene Ontology annotation, molecular function: FAD binding. The transcript is spliced from 6 exons.